Colletotrichum higginsianum IMI 349063 is the source of this 2187-nucleotide messenger RNA. RefSeq names its product Peptidase family M13. Bases 1 to 2187 code for a protein of 728 amino acids. The transcript has 4 exons. Gene Ontology annotation, cellular component: plasma membrane. The record is from RefSeq and is a predicted model, not a curated record. Gene Ontology annotation, molecular function: metalloendopeptidase activity. Lineage: Eukaryota; Fungi; Ascomycota; Sordariomycetes; Glomerellales; Glomerellaceae. Gene Ontology annotation, biological process: protein processing.
AUGACUCCCGCGCUCUACAACGCCGAAGCUGGCGGCAGCGUCUGCACCACGCCGGCAUGUCUCCAGCUUUCUUCCUACAUUCUCAGCAGCAUUGCGCCCAACUAUACCGAUAUUGAUCCGUGCACAGACUUUGACAAACUGGCAUGCGCGGGUUGGGCCUCGACGCACACGCCGAUCGCUGGUCGUGCAAAGGCCUCGUCCCUGGGCGAAAUCAGAAAUGCUGUCAACAUCGUGCUGAGGGACGUCCUGGAGGGCCCGUAUCCCAACGGGCCCAAUGCUGGCUUUCUGACGGCAUCCCUGUCCCAGGAACAGGUCGCCAUCGAUAGAGACAACUUCAAGCUUAUUGUCGACACGUAUAACGCCUGCUUGAACAAUACCGCCGUCCAGGCGGCAGGCCUGCGCCCUCUCAUCGGCCUCAUCAACCGCGUUGCAGAGGCAUUUCCUGUCGCCGACACAACGGAAGACAGGGAGCGCAAGGUUUCCAAGGGCGAUGCUUCCAACAUUGGCAAGGCCUUGCUGCUUUUCAACCAGCACGGUAUUGGGACUUUCGAGCUCAUCGAUGUCACCUUGGACGAUCAGAAUCCGAACCAAACGAUAAUAUCCGUCCUGCCCGGUGGCACGCCAGGCCUCAGCGACUCACAAGCUCGCAACAAUCAGACGGUCGAAGAGUACCAGCGCAUCAUGGCUGCCGUGCUACAAGAAGUGCACCCCAGCAAGCUCACUGCCAGUUACGCCCAGAGACUCGCGGUCGCCAUCAACAAGUUUGAGAGGGAUGUAAGCGCCUUAAAGUCCAAGGACGACAGUCGUGCAGACGACAACUCACCAGCCAGGAAGUUCAAGUUGGAACAAGUCACGAGCGUGGCACCGGAGCUCAACCACGACUUCGUCCUCAAGAACUUGAUUUCCGCUGAUUAUGAGCUCAAAGAACUUUACUUCUCACCUGGUUACUUCGGCAACCUCUCUCAGCUGGUUACCAACACAUCCGUCGAGACAGUCCAAGGUUUCUUCAUGUGGAAGAUGGUCUUAACCUUUUCCGGCUAUGUUGAGGCCGAAGCCACAGAGCGGCUAAACAACUUCAAAGACAAAAUCCGAGCUGCAGAUCCCGACGUGGUUGGCAAGGCCCCAAGAUGGCAACAAUGCGUCCAGCAUGUCGACGAGGGUGUGCCUUGGAGCAGCCUGCCUUCUGGGCUAGGCUGGAUUCUCAGCCGUUUCUAUCUUGACAAGGGCUACUCGAAGGAGUCUCGUGAGCUCGCCACCAACAUGAUGGGUAGUAUCCAGCAGGCCUUCAUAUCGCGCCUCGGAGACAAGGACUGGCUCUCUUCCGAGGUCAAGAAGGCCGCCGAGGAGAAGGUCAACGCCAUUGUGAAGAAGAUCGGCUACCCAGACAUGUCGCCCGACACUGCCAACCCCCGCAACCUCGCAGACACCUUCUCCGGUCUGCAGCUUGGCAACGCCUACUUCGACAACGCUGUCGCGCUUGCAGCCUUUGCUGGCAAGAAGACUUUUGCUCAACUUGGCAAGCCUAGUGACAAGGCAAUAUGGCUCCAGACCCCAUCAACGACCAACGCGUAUUAUUUUGCUACGUACAACGACAUUAUCAUCAACGCCGGCAUUCAGCAAAAGCCUCUGUACAGCCCCGAGUACCCUGCAUACAUCAAUUACGGUGGACUCGGCAUGGUCCUCGGCCACGAGCUCACGCAUGGCUUCGACAACAAUGGACACAACUAUGCUGCCAACGGUUCCCUCGUCAACUGGUGGGACGAGAAGAGCCUCCAAGCCUUCACGAACCGCACCAGGUGCUUUGCCGACCAGUACCAAAAGUUUACCGUCAUGGCGCCCAACGGUACGGAAGUGCCUAUUAACGGCAACUUUACGCUUGGGGAGAACAUUGCUGACGCAGGCGGUGUGGUGACGUCUUACGCGGCGUGGAAGAAAUCGCAGGCGGACAAGAAGUCCAACAAUAUGGACCUUCCGGGUCUGCAGAAGUUCUCCCACGACCAAAUGUUUUUCUUGCAUUAUGCCCAGACCUGGUGCGAGAAGGCGACCAAGGAAGCCGACGUCUACCAAAUCGUCACCGAUGUCCACUCCCUGGGGUUUGCUCGCAUCAAGGGCCCGUUGGACAAUUCGGAGGACUUCCGCGCCGCAUUCAACUGUCCUCAGAAACAGGCUACCUGUAGCCUCUGGUAG